AUUUGUAGAAGAGAGGGUUUCGGUCCUUGAUGCAGUUGUCUCUUAUUACAGGAUGAUCGGACGGGGAUUGCUGUGCUGGUUAUUACCAGUGGAAAAUGUGGGUACACAAGCUGGUAGUCCUUUCUUUGGCGCUUUCUGGGCUUUACUCCUACAAGUGUCAGGAUGCUUCUAUUUCUGAGAAGAAACAAAACAUACUGAACCUAUUGGCGUGCUGGGAUGACAACUCUGAAAGUGACGUUGAGUCUCAUUCUGGGUAUCCUACUGGUGGAUCGGACUAUGGGUACAGGAGCUGCAAGGAAAUUAAGAGUUCUGACAGAUCUGCAAAGGAUGGAAUAUAUAUUUUGACCACUGAAGAUGGACUGAUUUAUCAGACCUAUUGUGACAUGACAACAAAUGGUGGAGGGUGGACCUUGGUGGCCAGUGUCCAUGAAAACAACAUGAACGGUAAAUGUACAGUGGGAGAUCGCUGGUCCAGCCAGGAAGGAAACAACAUCAACAACCCAAAAGGUGAUGGUAACUGGGCCAACUACGCUACAUUUGGUCUACCUGUUGGAGCUACCAGCGAUGAUUAUAAGAAUCCUGGCUAUUUUGAUAUUACUGCUAAAGAUCUGAGCUUGUGGCACAUUCCCAAUAAUACACCCUUGCCAGAGUGGAGAAAUGCUUCUCUCCUGAGAUAUCGCACAACCAAUGGCUUCUUUAAUUAUGAGGGUGGUAACCUCUUCAAUUUAUACAAAAAAUACCCAGUAGUGUACAAUGCCGGAGCCUGCCUUGCACAGAAUGGACCAGCUAUUCCAGUUGUGUAUGACUUUGGAAGUGCUGAGAAGACAGCAUUAUAUUACUCCCCUAAUGGCGCAAAAGAGUACACUGCCGGCUAUGUUCAAUUCCGGGCUAUUAAUUAUGAAAGAUCUGCCCUGGCUCUAUGUCCAGGUGUGAAGGUGACUGGAUGCAAUGUAGAACAUCACUGCAUUGGAGGAGGUGGUUAUAUCCCAGAAGGAAACCCUGUUCAAUGUGGAGACUUUGCUGCCUUUGACUGGAAUGGUCAUGGAACACAUGUUGGAUGGAGUAGCACCAAGGAAAUAACUGAAGCAGCCGUCCUCCUCUUCUAUCGCUAAUAUGGGUGAAUUACCAAAUGUUUUGCUUCAGGUCUGGAAAAUGUGAAGAAAUAGCAUUUUAUAACCUGUCUUUGUUAUAAGAUCUGCAACUGUAUUUUUUUUGUAGAAUUUUAAAGCUAUGGACAGUUUUGCAUUGAUUUUUUUUUAGUUCCUUUGUUUCCUGAAUCGAAAAUGAAACAAUGUUCCUCUUCUAUCGUUAAUCUGGGUGAAUUGCUACAUUUUUAGCUUCAGGUCUGAAAAAUGCUGAAGAAAUGAAAUAUUAAAAUCGGACUUUGAGCUACAACUGUAUUUUUUAGUAGAAUUUUAAAGCUAUGGACAGUUUUGUGCUGAUUGUUUUAGAUAAUUUGUUUACUGAAUCCAAAAUAAAACAAUUUUCG
This is a messenger RNA of Hyla sarda, 1489 nucleotides long. RefSeq names its product intelectin-1-like. The transcript has 8 exons. Lineage: Eukaryota; Metazoa; Chordata; Amphibia; Anura; Hylidae. The record is from RefSeq and is a predicted model, not a curated record. Gene Ontology annotation, molecular function: oligosaccharide binding. Bases 96 to 1112 code for a protein of 338 amino acids.